GCGAAUAAAGCAAAAGGCAUCUUGCUUAAUGCUUCAACAGGAAGUAAAGCUGUAUUGUAUCAUGUGGACUCUUCCUUCAUGUCCACAAAUUUGUAUCAAUUUUUAUUUGUUUCCUUGUAGUUUUAGUUUUGUACAGAGCUACCUCCUCAACGGUUUAAAAUCUCCGCAAACUCAGGCAGAGAUGACCGAGUCAAACACCGACUCAGCUAUUAACGUCCCCGAUAUCCCAGUCGAGAUCGUGACCGAUGAAGAAAUGGCUCUCAUCGAAGCCGCCUUAACCGCCGCUCGUUCCUCUCUCUCUUCCUCUACAAUUCCUGCAAUCUCCUUCACUGCUGCUGCUUCUUCUUCUUCCUUUUCUCCUCUUUUGCACAGAAAUGCUCGCUCCAUUGGCUCCAUCACUCGACUCUCCAAGCGGAGACUCUCCGAUUGUACGGACACCAAUCCCAUCCUUGAUAUUGAGGAUUCGGGCGUGUUGAGGAGCACCCAGAAGAAGAUUGGGGUGAGAGAGUCGCUGUUGCAUCGGUUUCGGAGGAAGAAGGGGUUGUCCGUCACUGAUAUUACCGGCACGGAAUGGUGUGAAAAACAAAUGGAGUUUCAUCUACUCCUCGGGGAGCCAGAAAUCACUAAGGCUAUGAAAGCGGGUAUUGUCCGUCAUGCAAAACUUGAAGAAGAGGUUGUAAAAAAAGUAAAAGUUCGUGUUGGAACACUUGAGGAUGUAUUGGCUUUGAAGUUCAUAAACUUCAUAGUGGGUGCAAAUCAGUUAUUAUUUGAAGGACUAACACGCGAGUUACCAUUAAUAGGCUUUGUGGAAGGUGUAUGGAUGGUGGGUGUAAUUGAUGAAAUUCGAAUGCCAGAAACAGAAGCGAACAGAAACCCAAUACUAGUAGAAACAAAAACUCGUGCUCAAGCUAGAUCUCCUGCUGAGCCGCAACAGAGAAAUGGAAGGCUUCAAUUGAUGUGCUACAAGCGUCUGUGGGACAGUUUAGCAGCCAAUAGCUUCCCUUCCAGACAAUUUUAUGAUUUUUUUGCUUUAAAUCCCCAUUAUAUUUUAUCUGAAGAAAUCAGAGAGAACACUGCUAACUCUGGUUUUCCUGCAGAGACCCUUGAUGACUUAUUGAGAUACUUUAGUAAUAUGUGUUGUAUGCUUCCCCCUGCUGACGACCAGCUACUGUUGAGAUAUGAAUACCAAGAAGAUCAUUCACUGCUCGGUGAAGAUUGGUUUAUGUAUGAUUCUGAUUGGGCCAAGAGACAAAUUCGGUGUUGUCUUGAGUUCUGGCUGGGGGAAAGAGAAGCCAAUUACACCCCAGUGGAAGAGCGUUGGAAAUGCCGGCAUUGUAAGUUUAGUUCCGUUUGUCCUGCAAACACCAACGCAGACUGUACGUCAAGCUAGAGAAAGGAACAGAUACCCUCUCAUUUGAUUAAUAUUUUUCUCCUCAAUAAUGAUAACAACCUCAACUUGCAGCCUCCCUGCAAAGAAGCAAUAAUUUUUAUACAAGCUUCUCUGCAUUCAUUUGAAGAAGACAAUGCUGAGUUGGUCUUCUGGGUUGCAGUCUGAUUAUGUAUUGGUUAUGUAUAACAUGCCUCUUCUCUGGGGCAAUGAAUUCAUUGUUGUAAGAAUAGAUUUGUAGACUAAUGAUUUCCCUUGUGAAAAUGGAACUGUAAGCCAGGAGUUAUCGUUAGUUAAUCAUUCAUUUUUAAGUAAUUGUAUCUGUUGUUUUCAAAGAUUGGAACUUCUGUAUUUAGAAGAUUCUGAAAUUCAAAUUGCUAGAAAACACAAGGAAAA
Vitis riparia (riverbank grape) is the source of this 1783-nucleotide messenger RNA. RefSeq names its product exonuclease V, chloroplastic. NCBI's taxonomy places the organism in Eukaryota, Viridiplantae, Streptophyta, Magnoliopsida, Vitales, Vitaceae. Gene Ontology annotation, biological process: interstrand cross-link repair. Gene Ontology annotation, molecular function: single-stranded DNA 5'-3' DNA exonuclease activity. The transcript has 7 exons. Gene Ontology annotation, cellular component: nucleus. The record is from RefSeq and is a predicted model, not a curated record. Bases 29 to 1390 code for a protein of 453 amino acids.